AUGGAUGCACACGACUUGAUUGAAUCCCUCAUCAGAGCAUUCAUGUUUCUGGCAGGGAUCCUGGGAAACAACUGGCUGGCUAUACGCUCCCUGCCCGGGUGGAAAUCUGGCAUACGCACCAACGAGGUCCUUUUCAUCAACCUUGCUGUCUCCAACCUCAUCACCAACUACCUGGUGGACCUGCCCGACGCCAUGGCAGAUUUCGCUGGACGUUGGUUCCUGGGGGAAACCUUCUGUGGCGUGUUUCGUUUCUGUGCUGACCUAUCUGAAACCAGCAGCAUCUACACAACCUUCUUCAUCAGUGCUUUCUGGCACCAGAAGCUUGUCGGCUCCCUGAAACGAGGAGGUGCACCGGUGCGGCUGGAUAGCCUGCGCUUGGUGGGUUGUCUGUUGGCUGGGAACUGGAUGGUGGCUGUGGUUUUCAGUAUCCCACACUUCUUCUUUGUCACAGUGGAAGGGGGAAAUGAGAGCUACGAUGACUGUGUAGAAGUCUUCCCCAACGCAGUCGCCAGGAAAACCUAUGAGAUCUUUUAUUUAACCCUGGCUAACGCUCUCCCUGUUGCUGGGAUUGUAUUUGCCAGUGUCCAGAUUGUCAUCACUCUGCUCCAAAACCAGCAACGCAUAAACAGUCAUAAUACUGACACUACCAAGGAGAUGGUUAAGGAUGAAAACAAGAGCACUGAAAACAGAAAUGAUAAGUCAGUCAGUGCUGUUAAUGGUCCAGACCCCUCAAAAGAUCAGAAAGAUUCUGCAUCCCCAGCCCCUGUUUAUAUAGGUGUGCCUGCGUCUUCCUGUCCAAACGGAGAGCUGCUGGGUCACGGCUCCAACAGCUCUCCCCUCAACAGGGAAACGAACACAGACAGCAGAGUUGGAGCUCCACCAAAUCUUUCAAGGCCCAGCCAGAUGCCAGCUAAGCCGAGUCCGGGCUCAAGCUCUCAGGUGAGGGCAGCCAAGAGCGUGGUGGCUGUAGCCAGCGUGUUCCUGGUCUGCUGGCUGACUCAUCUGCUUCUGCGCAUCACUAACAACAUCCACACCUCGCCGAUAGUGGUGGAGGUGGCCAGCUAUAUCGCAGCCUCCUACACCAGCAUCAUCCCCUACAUAUUCCUGUACGGAGUGAAAAAGCUUUCUUGCCCGUGCAAAAGAUAG
Molecule: messenger RNA, 1146 nt
Organism: Morone saxatilis (striped sea-bass)
Lineage: Eukaryota; Metazoa; Chordata; Actinopteri; Moronidae
Product: rhodopsin
Exons: 1
Coding region: 1-1146 (381 amino acids)
Biological process (GO): G protein-coupled receptor signaling pathway
Cellular component (GO): membrane
Molecular function (GO): peptide binding; G protein-coupled receptor activity
Source: RefSeq, a predicted model, not a curated record